CUUCCUGGGGUAGUUUACAACACAUAUCGGUCAUGCGCAUUUGCAUAUUUACAUGUACAUGUGCACGCUUUAAACAUAACACCUGUUUUUUAAAAAGAAUUUUUUCUGACGUGGUCUGGAAUUCCAUGCCACAGCGAUGCGCCGUUUAUAGAUAGCGCAGUCGUAAUUUAAGUCUGAAAGAAGCACAAAGAGGAACUGAUGAUCAAGACGCAGCCUUCUGGAUCCGCCUCUGUAUAACAUUAACCCACUUUUCUGCGAUCUAUCGACCAGUCUCUUUUCAAAGCAUCGAGCUGCAGCGACCGCUGAGCACAUCACGGCUGUUAGUCACUCGUCGAGAGAUCAAUGAGAGCAGAGGUGGCCUUGAUCCCUCUUGUUCCUUGUUUACAUCUUUAAAAUCUACAACCAGAGCUUGAAGAACGGAGACCCAGAAAAGCCGCGGAUUCCUGGUUGUAACGGUUUUUUUUUUGGGACGCUGAAACGGAUAUUAAAUGUAACCUGACUGCAAAGAGCCAACAUCAAAGAUUGCUGCCAAACUUAACCGAUACGGAAUGAUGCUAAGAGAGGACCGCCAUCAACGAUUGUUACCGCACUUGCCCCUUUUGUCGCAGCUACCCAACAAUCGGGAGAUCAUCAUUGAUUGGAUGUCCGAUGAUCACAUGACCGAAACGUAUGAACUUAUCCAACAGUGUGCCGAAGAUGGACAUGGGUUUGGUGUGGACGAGUUUCAGAAUGAAGAGGAAUUCCGCGACGAGAUAAGAGAAUCCUUCUGUUUUGUUGUCAUCGACGAACGAACGAAAGAACUCAUUGCGUCGUUUAUUAUGACGUCAAGCAAGUUCUAUCGGGGUUCCCCUGAUGCAGUGGAUCCCUAUAUCAUAGUGAGGCCAAAUGACCGACAAAAAGGAAUUGGCGAGUUUUGCAUGAGAAAGGUACUGGAAUUCUCCGAAAUUCUUGGAUAUCAGGGAAUGUAUGUGGACACAUUCUGCAAUAACCUGGGAAUGCAGAAAAUCAUCUCUAAAUUGGGAGGAUUCAUCAAAUGUGGUUGCCUGCCCAUGGGAGGCAAACUGAAGAACGGUAAUAUCGUUGCGUCUCUCAUCUUCUUCAGAGAUCUUACCAAGUAUUCCAACGGAUGACCUCGAACGGUUUUCAAAGAAAUUGAAUUAAAAUGGUCAAAAAGGCUUAAACAGUCAACGGAAGGGGUCAUCUGCGCCGACGCGAACUUUGCCAUAUAAUCUACGAAUAUACCCCGCAGAAAUCAGAUUGGCAUGAUGAACAACUUGGAGCGUGUCUAAGUUAAUAUAACAGCUACUACACGUAUAAAACACGCAGCAAGCAUUGCAUCCAGUCUCUCCUGUGAUAUGAUCUAAGCAAAGAACUGAUCUCACGUACAUGUAAGUGCACGUGCACUGUGGUUUUAACACAUGGACUUAUACCGACAAAUGGCAUCAAACUAUAUAGCCGUGGGACCGAAUUUUAUAGUUCUUAGCAGUUUAUAACAUUUACAUACCAUAUACUUGUACAAAUCACAGGGAUAUUUGUUAUGAAGAGUUUUAAUUCUAUUUUUCUGGUUUUGGAAUCUAUUAGUGUUCUAUAUUUGAAACCGACAGAAAUAAAAGAAUGUUAAAUUUUC
Molecule: messenger RNA, 1627 nt
Organism: Magallana angulata
Lineage: Eukaryota; Metazoa; Mollusca; Bivalvia; Ostreida; Ostreidae
Exons: 3
Coding region: 549-1130 (193 amino acids)
Molecular function (GO): acyltransferase activity, transferring groups other than amino-acyl groups
Source: RefSeq, a predicted model, not a curated record